Petromyzon marinus (sea lamprey) is the source of this 2004-nucleotide messenger RNA. RefSeq lists its product as uncharacterized. NCBI's taxonomy places the organism in Eukaryota, Metazoa, Chordata, Hyperoartia, Petromyzontiformes, Petromyzontidae. Gene Ontology annotation, biological process: regulation of transcription by RNA polymerase II; embryonic pattern specification; embryonic hindgut morphogenesis. Gene Ontology annotation, molecular function: DNA-binding transcription factor activity, RNA polymerase II-specific; RNA polymerase II cis-regulatory region sequence-specific DNA binding. Gene Ontology annotation, cellular component: nucleus. The record is from RefSeq and is a predicted model, not a curated record.
AUGGCGGUGACGUCACUGCUCGCCCUGGACGUUUCACGGCGGCGGCGGCGAGCGAGCGUGGCCCGGGCCUCGCCGGAGCGCACCAUGGCCACCGAAGUCGAUACGGGCAUCCACGAGGACUUCCCUGCGUGGCUGUGCUCGCGGGGCGUGAGCUCCGAGAUUGCUCACGCCAUGGACACGGAGUUGGGCAUCAAGGACUAUGAGGUGCUGCUUGCUUGCGCCGAGGACCUGCAGGUGCGCGCCGAGCUUUUCUCGGUGGCGCGCGAGCGCCUGCCCUUCGGCUUCUACGCUGUGGUGCGGCGCGUGGUCAUGGCCAUCAACGGCGAGGCGGCCAAGGCGGGCGCUGGCUGCCUAGCGUGCCCGGGGCUGGGCCGUCUGCUUGACGUGCUGGUGGUGAUGCUCAAUAGCCUGAGCCAGGAGCUGUCGCAUUGCGCCCAGCGGUUGAGCGCACUCGACGCCACGGCCACCCACUCGGCCGGAUUCCCCAGCGAGAGGGAGUCGAACUCGUCCAUCGAUGGUGAAAACCCGGUUGUGGACGGUGAGUGUCUGGCGGAGGACAUGGAACCGGUGGGCGACGAGCAGACGGACACGAACGACGAGGAGAAGGAAGUGGACGCCUACCACACUGCGGAGGACGUGGCAGGGGUGCUGGAGGACCCUCGCGACGGGCUCUGCGGCAACGAAAUGGGCACAAGUCCCCGCACCCAAUGCAAGCGAAUCAAAGUGGAACGCGAGAAGCAGGGCAAUGUGGACAGUGGCAUCGCAUUGGAUGGGGAGAACAGGAGCAGAAUGUGGAUGGCCGUGAAGCAGGAAAGGAACGUCACCUGUGACGACUGGUCCAGGGGCACGGAGGGUGGCUGGGAUGCCCAUGGGAUGGACGAUUACCAUCAGCAACAGCAGCAGCAGCAGCACCACGAGCAGCAACAGCAACAGCACCAGCAGGCACACGACGGUGCAGAGGGGUUUGUGGCAGCGGAGGUGACCGACCCGUCCAUCAGCACAUUGGACUGGCGGAAGAUCUACGAGAGGAACCGCAUGGCGGGACACCAGCAGCAGCGGAACAGGAAGUCUGGGAUGACGGCGGCGUACAGGAAGAAGGGGCUCCCUGCAGGCGCCAGCAGCGAGGAUGCGAAGGGUCGGCAGUUCCGUGCGGUCUCGGGCGACCUCCACGACUCGUCGGUGCAGAGCUACGAGUCGUACGACGACGGCUUCCAGCCACACGAGGAGCAAAACUUCUCGGAGGGGGGCGACGAGACGUGGCCGCUGCGGGACGACCGGAACUCUUCUUGUGCCAUCGCGCAGCAGCUGGAGGAGCAGCAGGCGGGCGGCGGCGGCGGCGGCGACGACGGCGGCGGCGACGACGGCGGCGGCGGCGGCGGCGGCAACGGCGCCGGUUUCGGCGUCGAGCACCUGGCACUGUGUUUCCCCAGCGGCUCGAUGGACGACAAGCCAUUCCGCUGCGAGGAGUGCGGCAAGACGUUCCGGCAGAGCCACCACCUGCGCGUGCACCGGCGCAAGCACACGGGCGAGAAGCCGUACUCGUGCGACACGUGCGGAAAGCGCUUUGCGCAAUCGGCGCACCUGGUGACGCACCGGCGGAUGCACACGGGCGAGCGGCCUUACAUCUGCAUGGUGUGCGGCAAGGGGUUCGCGCAGUCGUCCCACCUCACCUUGCAUCGCCGCAAGCACAUCAUGGACGGCAUCCGCGCGUCGGCUGACAACGUGGUCGGCCAUCAGAUCAUCGACCUGGAUCCGUCCAUCAUCAUCGAAUAGUUGUCGGAGAGUUAUUUAUAGGGUAACGGGCGAGGAGGGAAUUAUAAAGGAAAAGCCAACGUUUUAUGUUUUUAUUGUCCCGUUACGUCGCAGUAUACGAGAAACUCUGACUGGGGAUUUUUUUGUAAAGCUGGCAAACUGUUGAUGGAGGAGGGAGAAAACUCCCCCACCCUGCAUCGGUGUGUUGUUCAGCGUGAAACUGGUUUAAAUAAAUCACGUAAUUAAAUAGUC